Kogia breviceps (pygmy sperm whale) is the source of this 1836-nucleotide messenger RNA. RefSeq names its product solute carrier family 15 member 5 (gene SLC15A5). NCBI's taxonomy places the organism in Eukaryota, Metazoa, Chordata, Mammalia, Artiodactyla, Physeteridae. The record is from RefSeq and is a predicted model, not a curated record. Gene Ontology annotation, cellular component: membrane. Gene Ontology annotation, biological process: transmembrane transport. Gene Ontology annotation, molecular function: transmembrane transporter activity.
AUGUCUGUUACAGGCUUUUAAAACACCGAUGAGAAAGUACCCUUAAGUCACAGCAUUGAGAAGGAGAAAACCAUAAGACAAUCGUACUCUGUGAAAAAAAUUCAAGUUGGAAUCUGUUUGCUUCUGGUGGAGCUGUGUGAGAGGUUCACUUUCUUUGAAGCUGUCUGCAACAGGAUCCCAUUUUGCACUGUCAAGCUUGGCUAUCACAAUUACCAAGCCGCCAUUUUAAACUUGUGUUUUAUUGGAACGUAAGCCCCGGUGUUUGCAGGAUGGCUUGCUGAUGUACGUCUAGGAAGAAACAAACUGGUACAGGUUUGCUUGUUUCUGCAUUUUCUAGGCUCUGCUUUGUUAUCUGUGGCUGCUUUUCCCUUGGAGGGUUUCUACAGAGGCACUCACCGUAUGAUUAACAACAUACCAAAAAAGGAACAGACCGAGCUGUUUCACGUAGCACUGGUGACCAUCUGCCUCGGCACAGGAGGAAUAAGGGCCAUCGUCUGUCCCCUGGGUGCUUACAGCCUUCAGGAGUAUGGAUGCCAGAAACAAAUGUCCUUUUUUAACAGGUUUUAUUGGAUCAUGAGUCUAAAUGCAACUGUUGUCUUUCUGGGACUGUCUUAUAUCCAGCACUCGGCGGCCUGGGCCCUGGUCUUACUUACUCCUUUUAUGUCUACACUUAUGGCUCUGAUAACCCUUCAUAUGAUGCACUAUAACCUGAUUUAUCAGCCAGAAAAAUGUUACUCCCUCCUGACAACCUUUGGGGUGUUUGUUAAUGCACUAAAAACAUGCUGUCUGCAGUAUUGCCACCUUGGCAGAGGUAUGACAAGCUGGUUAGACCAUGCCAAGGAAAGAAAUGGCGGCCGCUACAGUGAGGUCCAUGUGGAAAACACAAAAUUUUUCUUCACCCCUCUCCCUCUCUUCAUUUUUCAGCUCCUCUACAGAAUGUGCAUUAUGCAGAUUCCUUCAGGAUAUUAUCUGCAGACCAUGAAUUCCAACCUGAAUUUGGGUGGAUUUCUUCUGCCAGUUGCAGUAAUGAAUGUCGUCAGCAUCCUACCACUACUAAUUUUAGCUCCUUUCAUGGAGUAUUUCAGCACCUGCCUAUUUCCCUCUAAGAGAGAUGGCCCAUUUCUGUUGGCAUGCAUUAUUGCUGGCAAUCUUUCUGCUGCAUCGUCUGUGAUGGUAGCUGGUUUCUUUGAAAUACACAGAAAGCACUUCCAUCCAGUCGAGCAGCCUCUUUCAGGCAAAGUUGUCACCAUUUCCUCCAUGCCCUGUUUCCACCUGGUUCUUCAAUACGUUUUACUUGGAGUGGCUGAAACUCUGGUCAACCCAGCCUUCACUGUAAUACCAUACAGAUUUGUUCCAAGUACCAUCAGAGGAAACUUUAUGAAUUGUUUGACACUGUUCAGUGGAUUUGGUUGUUUCAUGGGGGCAGUGACGGUGGAACUGGUCUACCUCAUCUCGGAAGGCAAUUGGUUUCCAAACACAUUAAACAAAGGCAAUUUAGAAAGCUUCUUCUUCUUGGCAUCAUUAACGUUGUUGAACGUCCUGGGAUUCUGGAGUGUUUCACAAAGAUAUUGUAAUCUAAAUCAUUUUAAUGCCCAGAACAUCAGUGGAAGUCAUCUUGAAGAAACAUUUCCCCUCCAUGAAAAGUCUCUGAAAUUUUAUGGCAGUACACAGGAAUUUUCUUCGAGUAUUGAUCUUUGGGGGAACGGCCCUACGAAACUCUCAUUUGUUCUCGGACGAAACAAGAUGAAAAGAGAGCUACAGAAUUCUAAAGAUGACCCUAAGCGAACACCAAAAGAGCUUAGAAUUCUCACAUCGGGGGCCGACGCUCAUGAUUAG